This is a messenger RNA of Paramecium tetraurelia, 771 nucleotides long. RefSeq lists its product as uncharacterized. The transcript has 2 exons. Lineage: Eukaryota; Ciliophora; Oligohymenophorea; Peniculida; Parameciidae. The record is from RefSeq and is a predicted model, not a curated record. Gene Ontology annotation, molecular function: protein binding.
AUGCAAUAAAAACUUUCGAGAGCCUAAUUGAUUGCGCAUUAUCGAUAAAAGCCUAUUGAAUAAAUGCCUGAAACCUUCAAGGCAUUAUGUCAAUAGUACCCACAGGCUUUUAAAGCUCUGAGUCAAAAUCCCUAUUAGGCUCGUCCAAUACGUGGUUUCAAUCAAGAAAUUCUCGUGUAUUCAAGCAAUUGCGCAACUCCUCUCAAAACUGCUGGCAUAUACUCGAGUGGAGGCGGAGAUUUAUUUCGAUUUGAUGAACAAUAAAUUCUCACUCCCCAACCCAAACAAUCCAAUACUUUCGAUUGGAGCUAGCAAUAAUUACAGAGCAUAAAAAAGGAAAUAGUAUUUAGUAGGAGUGUUGCUGGAUAGGCCAAUCAUUUGCUUUCAAAAAUAUGGUAUUAUGUGGAUGAUUACUCGAAAGUGCAGGGUAUAAAUUUGUUCCUAGAUUUAGGUCCUUUCAGUUCAAUCUAAAUGGACAAUUGGUAUCUGAAAGGUUAUUUUGAUGACAUUUUAAGAAUAGGAUUUAAGCCUGAAAAUUCGGAAUGUUUUAUAAGAAUAUAUUAAUUGAAAACUUAAAAAUAAUCCAAAAAUAUUCUGAAGUUCCUAAGGAAAGGCUCUUGUCCUCCUGCUUUAACUGCAUCAUAAGAGACAGCAACUCAAUUAAAACAGACUGUUCAAUAAUAGAAAUAGGAUUUACAAUAAUAGAUAGAACUGUAAAAUUAAGACAAUGCUCCUACUAUAAGAGUGCCUACUUUGAGAAAAAAAAAGUGA